Molecule: messenger RNA, 2214 nt
Organism: Cornus florida
Lineage: Eukaryota; Viridiplantae; Streptophyta; Magnoliopsida; Cornales; Cornaceae
Product: wall-associated receptor kinase 2-like
Exons: 3
Coding region: 1-2214 (737 amino acids)
Biological process (GO): protein phosphorylation; cell surface receptor signaling pathway
Cellular component (GO): plasma membrane
Molecular function (GO): calcium ion binding; polysaccharide binding; ATP binding
Source: RefSeq, a predicted model, not a curated record
AUGCUUCUGCAACUGAAUCUGGUGGGAGUUGUUUUAGCAGCCAUGGCAGCAACAACAAAUGCUCAAGCAAAGCCAGGUUGCCAAGACAGCUGCGGCAACGUUAGCAUCCCAUUUCCAUUUGGGACAAAACCGGGCUGCUACUACAACGACGAAUUUCUCAUAACUUGCAACAACACUUUCAAUCCUCCCAAACCUUUUCUAACAAACAGUAGUAUUGAUGUCACCAACAUUUCACUCCAUGGCCAGCUGCAAAUCAUGCAGUAUAUAGCCCGCGAUUGCUACAACAAGUCGGGUGCACAGACCGCACAUAACGUGCCCUGGCUCGGGCUGUCCAAAUUCAGAAUUUCUAGUACCAGAAACAAGUUCACAGCAAUUGGUUGCGACACUUACGCGACCAUUCAAGGUUACCAAGGUAGUAAAAAUUAUGCCAGUGGGUGCAUAUCAGUAUGUGACAGCAUAGACUAUGUUACCAACUGGUCUUGCUCUGGAAUUGGUUGUUGCCAAACAUCGAUCCCAAAAGGAGUAGGAUUUUAUGAAGUGACAUUGGAUAGCUUUUUCAAUCAUACAAGAGUGUGGAAUUUCAGCCCCUGCAGUUUUUCCUUUGUUGUUGAAGAGGAUAGGUUCAACUUCUCCUCCAACAAUCUUAGUGAUUUAAAGAAUGUAAACAAGCUUCCGGUGGUGCUUGAUUGGGCAAUCGGAAAUGAGACAUCGUGUGAAGUUGCAAGAAAGUCCUCAGGAUAUGCAUGUAAAGAUAACAGCAACUGUUAUGAGGUUGAUUAUGGUUCUGGGUAUCGUUGCAAUUGCUCGGAAGGUUACAAUGGAAACCCAUACCUUCCUAAUGGUUGCCAAGAUGUCAAUGAAUGUAAUGAUCAAACACUUAACGAGUGUGAAAAAAUUUGUGAAAAUACCGCCGGGAAUUACACGUGUUCUUGUCCUAAGGGGUACCAUGGAGAUGGCAGAAAAAAUGGAAGUGGCUGCACUGCUGAUCAACUACUGGUAAUUAAGAUUGUUCUAGGUAUUGCAAUAAGUGUUACAGUUCUACUUGUGGGUUUCACUUGGUUGUACCUGGGACUCAAGAAAAGAAAGCUCAUUAGGCUCAAAGAGAAGUUCUUUCAGCAAAAUGGUGGUUUAAUGUUGCAACAGCAACUCUCUAGACGGGAAGGAUCCACAGAAACAGCAACAAUUUUCACAGCCGAAGAGCUCAAAAAGGCCACUGACAACUACAGUGAUGACAGGAUUGUAGGACGAGGAGGUUAUGGUACAGUUUUCAAAGGAAUCUUAACGGAUAGCAGAGUAGUAGCCAUCAAGAAGUCCAAAUUAGUGGAUCAAAGCCAAAUAGAACAAUUCAUCAACGAGGUCAUUGUACUCUCCCAAAUCAAUCACAGAAAUGUGGUCAAACUUUUGGGUUGUUGUUUGGAGACAGAAGUCCCUUUAUUAGUUUACGAGUUCAUCACAAAUGGAACUCUCCAUGACCACAUACAUAAUGAAAGUAAGAAGUCUUCACUUUCCUGCCAAACUCGUCUAAGGAUAGCAGCAGAAACUGCCGGAGUACUGUCUUAUUUGCAUUCUGCAGCUUCGAUUCCUAUCAUCCAUAGAGAUGUCAAGCCUACAAACAUACUCUUAGAUGACAAUUACACUGCAAAAGUGUCUGACUUUGGAGCAUCGAGGUUAGUUCCCCUUGAUCAAAUGCAAUUAUCUACAAUGGUUCAAGGAACUCUUGGAUACUUGGACCCUGAGUACUUACAGACAAGUCAAUUGACUGAGAAAAGCGACGUUUAUAGCUUUGGGGUUGUCCUUGUGGAGCUGCUAACGGGAAGGAAGGCAGUCUCAUUUGACAGGCCAGAGGAGGAGAGAAAUCUAGCUAUUUAUUUUCUUUAUGCGUUGAAAGAAGAACGUUUGUUUGAAGUUCUUGACCACAGUAUUGUUCAUGAAGGAAAUACUGAGCAACUCAAAGAGGUUGCUGUUCUUGCAAAGAGGUGUUUACGAGUAAAUGGGGAGGAAAGACCUAGCAUGAAAGAAGUAGGAAUGGAACUGGAGGGACUAAGAAAGAUAGAGAAACAUCCAUGGGUUAACGAUGAAUUGAAUUCUGAAGAAACUGAGUACCUGCUAGGUGACACGUCGGACUCUUAUGGAUUUGGAGUUGCUCAUAAGACAACAGGUGAGUAUGAUAGCACGAGAGGGCAUAUUGUUCUGCCAUUAGAUGGUGGGAGGUGA